Amaranthus tricolor (Joseph's coat) is the source of this 1186-nucleotide messenger RNA. RefSeq names its product transcription factor MYB1-like. Lineage: Eukaryota; Viridiplantae; Streptophyta; Magnoliopsida; Caryophyllales; Amaranthaceae. The transcript is spliced from 3 exons. Bases 84 to 761 code for a protein of 225 amino acids. The record is from RefSeq and is a predicted model, not a curated record.
AUAUUAUAACAACGUACGUUUAUCUAUCUUAUAAUUAGAACGAUGUAUAUGUAUACACAUACACAUUUAUAUUACGAUUAUAUAUGAUGCAAGAGGAUGGAGCUGCAUGUAAGAGUACAGUUCGAAAAGGUCCAUGGUCAGAGGAAGAAGACGACCUUCUACGAAAGUGCAUUGAAAAAUAUGGAGAGGGUUCCUGCUGGAAAAGAGUUCCUCAAAGAGCAGGAUUAAAUAGAUGUCGAAAAAGUUGCAGAUGGCGAUGGCUAAACUAUCUAAAACCUGGCAUUAAACGAGGGGACUUUAGUGAAGAUGAGGCCAACAUCAUUGCAAGCCAACACAAGCUUCUCGGAAACAGGUGGUCAUUAAUAGCAACUAAACUUCCUGGACGAACGGUAAAUGACAUAAAAAAUUAUUGUAGCACUCAGCUUUACAAGGAUUACUUAUCCUCCCACGAAGUUAUUAGUCUCACUUCUACACAAGACUUCAAUGGGCUUGAAAUUGGGUCUGGAAAUGGGAUUGAAGUUGGGCCAAAGAAUGGGUUUGGGCCCGAGGUGAAUGAACAGAAUGAUAAUGAUAAUUGGUUAGAAAAUUUGUUGGGCUUGGACGAAUGCAGUUCUCAAAAUUAUAGUGAGCCUAAGAUUGGGCAACUUUUGGAGGGUGAAGAGUCAGACAAUAAUGAGAAUAUGGACCAGUGGAUAUCAUCAUUAAGAGACGAGCCCAAUAUGCAAUUUGUAAUGAACAACUGGGAGGAUAUAGCGUAUUAGAUUUUGAUUAUAAGAACAUGUGGGCAUAGACUUGUUCAUUUGAGUAAUCAUAUCAAAUUUAGGUUGAUUUAAAUUAAAUUAGAUUUUGUGUUACUAUUGUUUUACAUAAUGUUAAAUUUAUUUUGAAGUCGUUCGAUUAUUGGAUCGGAUAAAGUCGAUCGGAUCGUCGGAUUUGUUUUGAACUCCUUUAGUUGACAUAGUGAAAGUACGUGGUAUGUUUUUUUCUUUUGUGUUUCGGGUUAAACUGGAUAAUCUCCACGGGAAGGGGGAACUUAAUCCUUGUAGCGUGUGGUGAGAAUUGAACCCCUAUCAUAAGGGUGAAAGGAAAAACCCUCAAAGACCAUGCUAACCUGUAAUUCUCAAUUGUAAGUGGAAUGUUAUUUAUGCCAUUAACUAUACUCAAUAUUGAUAUUUCCUUUAUUGAG